ACCUACCAGGGUCGAGCUCACACACGUGCUUACGACCCGCCGCGGCGCCUGCGCGGUAGCAGCGCGGAGUCGGUGCCCUUAGUACGGCACUGGCACCUUUAGUCUUGCCGGCCGCGCGAACCCGUUUGUGCUCGGUAUCCUAGUGCACACGCCUUGCAAGCGACGGCGCCAUGAGUCUGACUUCCAGUUCCAGCGUACGAGCCCACUCCAUGCUGGGAAUAGACAACUCUCCUCUGAGGCUGAGGCUAACCAGAUUAUGCAGAACUUUCUUCUCUCCAUCAUUGCCUGGAGCUGGGGUAGUUGUUAAGCCCUUGAGUUUCUAAAGACUUGAAAAGCUGCUUGAAAAGAAUAACUAGAUGGCUUUUGAAUGGAUCGCAGCAGUUACCAUUGCUGCUGGGACAGCUGCAAUUGGUUAUCUAGCUUACAAAAGAUUUUAUGUUAAAGAUCAUCGAAAUAAAGCUAUGAUAAACCUUCACAUCCAGAAAGACAACCCCAAGAUAGUACAUGCUUUUGACAUGGAGGAUUUGGGAGAUAAAGCUGUGUACUGCCGUUGUUGGAGGUCCAAAAAGUUCCCAUUCUGUGAUGGGGCUCACACAAAACAUAACGAAGAGACUGGAGACAAUGUGGGCCCUCUGAUCAUCAAGAAGAAAGAAACUUAAAUGGACACUUUUGAUGCUGCAAAUCAGCUUGUCGUGAAGUUACCUGAUUGUUUAAUUAGAAUGACUACCACCUCUGUCUAAUUCACCUUCGCUGGGUUCUAAAUGUGGUAUAUUGCAAACUGCAGCUUUCACAUUCAUGGCAUUUGUCUUGAUGAAACAUCGUGGUGCACAUUUGUUUAAACAAAAAAAAAAAAAAAAAAAAAAAAGGAAAAACCAACCUCGUGGCCUGUGGGUUAUUUUGGUCUUGUAAGGAUCCGUUUCUUUAAAAUAUUGACAUAUAGAGUUGUAUCUUACAUAGACUAUAGUUGUAUCUUGAAGUCAACAUAUUAAAUUAUUCUCAAAAUUAUGUAUUUGCAGAUUGUACUUGUAAGUUUCAAAGAAAAAUUACCAUCUUUUCAUAUUAACCUAGAAACUAAAUAUGAUGUGAUUCAGCUAUAUAAAUUUCUUAAUACAAUCUAGGAAAGACCUGUUGUGACCUUGAUUUUCUUGACAUUGGUAAUGACACUGAGAAAGUAUGGCUUCUGUUUUUCACAGUUUUCGAUCAAAAUGAUUGAUGAAUGUUAUUCUGCUUAAUUUCAUGAGUAAGGUCAAUAAUAAAGGGGUGGUAACUUCUUCGUAUUCAUCUUCAUAGAUAUUUAAUGAAGAUGGCUCCAUUAAAGGAGCCAAUAGUGAAAAUUUAGUUAAAAGUGAUAUUAGAUUUAAAUUAGUCAUGAAGAAUGUCUUAAAAUCUAAUGUUCCAGAAUUCUGGCCCAAGGAAUGGUAAGCAUUUGAACUGAGGACUUCGAAGGAAUUGGAGCACAUAAUGUCAAGCCUUUUGAUCACUAAGCCACAUAUCCUGACAGAAAUAGUAGUCACAAGAUUAGAUCAAAGGCGUGGGAAGAUUUUUUUUUUCCCAUUCUAGCUAAUGAAGCACUGGCUUUUAAAUUGUGUGAUCUUCUUCUUAAAAGCAAAAGUUUGAAGACAAGUGUUUGUUUAUGUAAUAUUCUUCAAAGACUCAGAGCAGAAACAUUGCAUUCAUUGUUGAUUCAGAAAAAAAGAAAAUAUAAAAACAAAAUAAUUAGCAAUAAAGGAGUUAAGACAAAUAAUUCAUAAUAUUUUUAAAGAGAGAUUAGAUUUUUGAAUUUCAUAGGUUAGAAGGAAAAUCAUGGCAAAAUAUAUAGAAAAUUGGGCAAACAUAAUUGAAAUUGAUUAAGCUGGUAAACAUCUUCAUUAUUUAUUUUAGUAUACAUGAAUUUUCAGUAGUAGUCAAUCACAGGUUUGUACUUGAUAAAAUCCAUUUACCUUGACAGGAAUCAAACCUGACAUCAACAUUCCUCUGUAAUAUAUCAUCAUGGCUAUUUUUAAAUACAUAGUUUUGUGUAUUACUGUAAAUAAAAGUUGGUAACAGAAUUGUA
This is a messenger RNA of Chlorocebus sabaeus (green monkey), 2053 nucleotides long. NCBI's taxonomy places the organism in Eukaryota, Metazoa, Chordata, Mammalia, Primates, Cercopithecidae. The record is from RefSeq and is a predicted model, not a curated record.